Molecule: messenger RNA, 1011 nt
Organism: Oncorhynchus tshawytscha (Chinook salmon)
Lineage: Eukaryota; Metazoa; Chordata; Actinopteri; Salmoniformes; Salmonidae
Product: glutamate receptor-interacting protein 2-like
Exons: 6
Coding region: 1-849 (282 amino acids)
Biological process (GO): neurotransmitter receptor transport, endosome to postsynaptic membrane
Molecular function (GO): protein binding
Source: RefSeq, a predicted model, not a curated record
AUGGUUUACCCCAUCCUGUGGAGCCCCAGGCACCCCAGGCAGCCCCAGGCACCCCCAGGCAUCAGGAAUGGUUUGCCCCAUCCUGUGGAGCGCCAGGCACCCCAGGCACCCCCAGGCAUCAGGAAUGGUUUACCCCGUCCUGUGGAGCCCCAGGCACCCCCAGGCAUCAGGAAUGGUUUACCCCGUCCUGUGGAGCCCCAGGCACCCCCAGGCAUCAGGAAUGAUUUACGCCGUCCUGUGAAGCCCCAGGCGCCCCCUGGCAUCAGGAAUGGUGUACGCCGUCCUGUGGAGCCCCAGGCACCCCCAGGCAUCAGGAAUGAUGAUGGUCCUUACUCUAAAGGGAACAAGGACUCACAAGGGACAGACAAUUCCCUGACCUCCAGGAGACAGAGUAUCCCAGAAGAUCUGCGGGGCGUGACGAUAGUGGAGCUGAUUAAGAAGGAAGGCAGCACCUUGGGCCUCACCAUCUCUGGAGGAACAGACAAGGACGGAAAGCCCCGCGUCUCCAACCUACGACCAGGAGGACUGGCUGCCAGGAGUGAUCAGUUGAACGUGGGCGACUACAUUAAGUCAGUGAAUGGUAUCAACCUGACUAAGCUGAGACACGAAGAGAUCAUCAGUCUGUUGAAGAACGUGGGAGAACGAGUUGUCCUGGAAGUGGAGUACGAACUACCCCCAUCAGCACCAGACAGUACCUCAGGUGUGAUUUCCAAGACAAUGGAGAUAUGUUUGCACAAAGAAGGGACCAGCUUCGGCUUCGUCAUGAGAGGGGGCUCACACGAAGACUGGAACAAAUCUCGCCCCCUAGUGGUGACAUACGUCAGACCAGGAGGUCCUGCAGACAGGUGAUGUGGAUCAUGGUGUGACACCUUAUUCCCCAGGAGCACAGGGUCAGCUAGAGCACAGGGUCAGCUGGAGGAGCACAGGGUCAGCUGGAGCACAGAGGAGCACAGGGUCAGCUAGAGCACAGGGUCAGCUGGAGGAGCACAGGGUCAGCUAGAGCAAAGAGGA